Molecule: messenger RNA, 502 nt
Organism: Papilio xuthus (Asian swallowtail)
Lineage: Eukaryota; Metazoa; Arthropoda; Insecta; Lepidoptera; Papilionidae
Product: LIM/homeobox protein Lhx3-like
Exons: 3
Source: RefSeq, a predicted model, not a curated record
ACGAGCGAAGGAAAAACGAUUGAAAAAGGACGCGGGGCGAACGCGGUGGUCACAAUACUUCCGCUCCAUGAAGAGUUCUGGCGGCGGCUCGCCAAGACAUGAUCGCCUGCUUGAUAAGGACGAGCUUAAAAUCGAUCUGGAUUCCUUCAGCCAUCACGAUCUAAGCAACGAUAGCUACAGCACUGUCGCGCUGGGUGGCGAGGAGGGCUCGCCGGCUGGCGGCGGCGCUGCAGGCACAGUCGCGCGGUUCGGAGCUGGCGGUACGCCGCCCUACCUUCGCGCGCAUUCGCCGCCCCACGCACAUUACCACUACCCCCCGGAUCAUCUCGUCUACACCAAUAUUGGUCAAGCGAUGAGCGGUGCUGGCAUUGGAGGCGCUGGUGGAACAUCGGACAUGAGUAGCUCAUCGUCUCCGGCGGCCGGCGGGUACCCAGACUUCCCCCCGUCGCCGGACUCGUGGUUAGGGGAGCCCCACCACUACUCACCGCGUGGCUUCCCCUAG